GAGAGAAGCCACAAAUCUUACCGUCCUUUAACAGUAUUGACAUUUCGCUUAAAUUAUCUGUUCAGUGAACUGAAGCCAAUGUCAUAUCAUCUCCUAAAUCUGAUUUUUCAUGCUGUGGUUAGUGUGAUAUUUCUUAAAGUCUGCAAACUUUUUCUAGACAACAGGAGUAGUGUGGUUGCUUCUUUACUUUUUGCUGUGCAUCCAGUACACACAGAAGCAGUAACAGGUGUUGUAGGAAGAGCAGAACUUUUGUCAUCUAUCUUUUUUCUAGCUGCAUUUUUGUCGUAUACCAAAUCAAAAGGAUCAGAUAAUUCCAUAGUGUGGGCUCCAAUUGCAUUGACAGUAUUUUUAGUGGCUGUUGCAACAUUGUGUAAAGAACAAGGAAUAACAGUGGUGGGAAUUUGCUGUGUGUAUGAAGUGUUUAUUGCCCAGGGGUAUACUUUGCCAUUAUUAUGCUCUACUGCUGGUCAGUUUCUCCGUGGAAAGAGUAGUAUUCCGUUUUCUAUGCUGCAGACACUAAUAAAACUCAUUGUCCUGAUGUUUAGUACACUAUUACUAGUUGUGAUCAGAGUCCAGGUUAUUCAAUCCCAGCUUCCAGUAUUCACUAGGUAUGAAAUUCUGAUUCUUUUUUUUAUUGAGAGAGGAAUGUUGAAACCUUUGACCGCACUUUGUUUAAUGGUGCUACCAUUUAUUCCUGCAUCAAACCUUUUUUUUCCAGUUGGAUUUGUUGUUGCUGAGCGAGUAUUGUAUGUUCCUAGCAUGGGGUUCUGUAUUUUGGUAGCCCAUGGAUGGCAGAAAAUAUCAAAUAAAAGAUACAGGUUCUUUGAAUUGCUUUUAAAAAUGAAUAAACCUCUCAAAGCAAAGGAAGCAUAUCUUAAAGCACUAGAGCUGGACAGAAAUAAUGCAGAUCUUUGGUACAACUUGGCAAUUGUUCUUAUUGAACUUAAAGAACCAAAUGAAGCUCUAAAGAACUUUAAUCAUGCUUUAGGCCUAAAUCCAAAGCAUAAGCUAGCGCUUUUUAAUUCUGCUAUAUUAAUGCAAGAAUCAGGUGAGGUUAAACUCAGACCUGAAGCUAGAAAACGACUUCUAAGCUAUAUAAAUGAAGAACCACAAGAUGCUAAUGGUUAUUUCAAUUUGGGAAUGCUUGCUAUGGAUGACAAAAAGGACGCUGAAGCAGAGAUUUGGAUGAAGAAAGCCAUAAAAUUACAAGCCGACUUCAGAAGUGCUUUGUUUAAUCUGGCUCUCCUGUAUUCUCAGACUGCAAAGGAAUUAAUGGCUUUGCCAAUAUUGGAAGAGUUACUCAGAUACUACCCAGAUCAUAUCAAGGGUCUCAUUUUAAAGGGAGACAUUCUGAUGAAUCAAAAGAAGGAUAUACUUGGAGCCAAAAAAUGUUUUGAGAAAAUUUUGGAGAUGGAUCCAAGCAAUGUGCAAGGAAAGCACAAUCUUUGUGUUGUUUAUUUUGAAGAGAAGGAUUUAUUGAAAGCUGAAAGAUGCCUGGUUGAAACGUUGGCAUUAGCACCACAUGAAGAAUAUAUUCAACGCCAUUUAAAUAUAGUCAGAGAUAAGAUUUCCUCAUCUAGUUUUGUAGAACAGCCAAUAUUCCCAACUGGUGAGACUUCAGGUAUCAAAGGAGACAAAAUUCCAACUGAAAAUAUAAAAGAAGUCAGAAGUGAGCCCAAGCCCACACAGACCAUAAAAGCAAGUGAUGAUAAAGGUCAGUCGAAAUCCAACACACAACUAGGAGAAAAUGCAGACAAAGAGACCCCCCACAAAACAACAAAAGAAAUCAAAGACAUUGAGAAGAAAAGAGUUGCUGCUUUAAAAAGACUAGAAGAGAUUGAGCGUAUUUUAAAUGGUGAAUAGUAUUACUAUUUAUCAUGUUAAACAGUGGUAUCAAAGAACUUCAGUCUGUAUCAUGUGAUUGUACUGGGAGCUUUGAAAAAUAGCAAGAAUACGUAACAGUCUAUCAUGAGUUUCCUUUACAUAGGAUCAA
Messenger RNA from Trichechus manatus latirostris (Florida manatee), 1993 nucleotides. It is a transcript of the gene TMTC3, whose product is annotated as transmembrane O-mannosyltransferase targeting cadherins 3. The annotation marks the transcript as partial. Gene Ontology annotation, biological process: protein O-linked glycosylation via mannose. Lineage: Eukaryota; Metazoa; Chordata; Mammalia; Sirenia; Trichechidae. Gene Ontology annotation, cellular component: endoplasmic reticulum. Gene Ontology annotation, molecular function: mannosyltransferase activity; protein binding. The transcript is spliced from 9 exons. The record is from RefSeq and is a predicted model, not a curated record.